AUGAUAUAUGAAAAUCGAUUAAUAAACAUAUCUCAAAGAUAUAACAUGGCGCAGUUGAAAAUUAGUGAUUUGGUGACUCCAAUCGACCUAAACGCAAACUCUUUGAGUGAAGAAUGGAAGAGAUUUAAGAGUCAAAUAAACUGUUUGUUUGAAAUCAACGAAAUUAACAGCAAAAACGACAAAAUCAAAAUUUCAUAUCUGACGUUACUCAUUGGAAAUGAUGCAGCUGACUUGUUCGAUCAUCUAGGAUUGUCUGAAGAGGAUAAGAACUGUUUUGAAAAACUCAUCGAUGGUUACGAAAAUUGCUUUAGACUGAAAACAAGCAUUUAUGUGAAUCGAAUGAAGUUCUAUCAAGCGUUCCAAGACGAUACAGAGACAUUUGUUCAGUUCGUGUCAAGAGUUCGAAAGUUGGCUUAA
Molecule: messenger RNA, 417 nt
Organism: Chironomus riparius
Lineage: Eukaryota; Metazoa; Arthropoda; Insecta; Diptera; Chironomidae
Source: the annotation of a GenBank genome assembly